Trematosphaeria pertusa is the source of this 1341-nucleotide messenger RNA. RefSeq lists its product as uncharacterized. The transcript is spliced from 3 exons. The record is from RefSeq and is a predicted model, not a curated record. The coding region runs from base 1 to 1341 and encodes 446 amino acids. Gene Ontology annotation, molecular function: ADP binding. NCBI's taxonomy places the organism in Eukaryota, Fungi, Ascomycota, Dothideomycetes, Pleosporales, Trematosphaeriaceae.
AUGAGGGAUACGAGCUCAGCUCCCAAGACCAAGCCGCCGCCAAAACCACCUCGAGGCUACAAAAGAAACGCAUGCUCAAACGGACAUAUAGCGGUGGCUCCGCGCCACCGGUCCGUCUCGCGAUGCUACCAACCCCAGGAGCCUGGUAGUGCCCAGGUCGAUGCUCACGCCCUCCAUCCUGCUCUGGACUACCAGUGUCGUAGCUUUCAUCUAUCACUCAGUUUCUUCCAUACCGUGGGUCUAGUAGCUUCUAUCGUGCAGCUCACCGAUUUCUCAUACAGAGUUAUCCGGCGCAUCGAUGAUCUGAGGGGACAGCUUGGAGACGUUCCGAAGGCGUUCGCCCCGGUUCGGAGGGAACUUGAGUACGUUGAAGGAUUGAUCCAGAGCCUGGACACAGCGGCCGUAGACCGCAGUGACAUGAAAGACCCAGUCUACGCACUCAUCGAAGGUUUCAAGAAGCAACUUCAAGAGCUGGAAGACUUCAUCCGAUGCGUCCGCAUCAAUGAACAUCAGUCUUUGAUAGCAAACCUCGGAAGUGCGAUGACCAGCGUGCGCAAGGAUGACGACUUGGAUCGGAGCCAAGUAAGGGUCGUCAUUCAAGGUCUCGGAGGCCAGGGCAAGACUCAAAUUGCCUUGGAAGUCACACGCCGCCUGUACGACUGCCACUCCGUCCUAUGGGUGGAUGCAAGCUCAGAGUCGUCUAUAUUGAAGAGCUUUGAAAUUAUCUGCGAUACGAUACAAAACGAUGGCGCGGUGCCUCAGAAUCCCUCUCGCAAAGUGCAGCUGGUAAAAGAUAUGAUGCGAGGUUGGACUGCGUCAUGGAUUCUCGUAGUUGAUAACUACGACGACCCGCGCCGAUUCCCCACCCUACUUGAUCAUCUUCCUAGGGGAUCAAGCGCAAAGAUUCUUAUCACGACAAGGAGCGCCGAGGUGCAGCGAUACGCCACUUUAUACAUUCCCGUUUCCGGCCUCGAAGGAGACAGCGCGUUCUCCAGCCUCGGUCGGUUUCUCGACAUCUAUGAAGAGAAGAAGCACAUCAUGUUCAAGUAUACACCCCAUGGCUGGGAGUACCGCAAGGUUUUCGGCGGCGAGAGGCAGGACUCUGCAGUGAGUGUUUUCACGACAUGGGAGAUGUCUUUAGAGCAACUAGGGCCAGAUGUGGAAAGUCGGAAGCAUGUCAGAGACUUCUUGAGCACCUGCGCAUUCCUCGACUAUACGCACGUAUCUGAACUCGUUCUUCGCUAUAAGAUACGCGAAUCGGCGCUUCGACUACACAGCGGCUGUGAUUGGCAGCAACUCUUCUUCAAUACCCAAGGCUCGUGGGACAAUGACCGUUAUUAG